Molecule: messenger RNA, 1569 nt
Organism: Lolium rigidum
Lineage: Eukaryota; Viridiplantae; Streptophyta; Magnoliopsida; Poales; Poaceae
Product: organic cation/carnitine transporter 4-like
Exons: 3
Coding region: 1-1569 (522 amino acids)
Biological process (GO): transmembrane transport
Cellular component (GO): membrane
Molecular function (GO): transmembrane transporter activity
Source: RefSeq, a predicted model, not a curated record
AUGUCCACCGAGGCGCUCCUCACAGGCGGUAGCUAUGGUGGCGGUGGAGGAGUGGCGAGCCGGCGCCUGAGCAUCGACGACGCGCUGGCGCAGCACGCGGGCGAGUUCGGGCGGUGGCAGCUGCGGCACUUCGUGCUGGUCUCGGCUGCGUGGGCGCUGCAGGCGCUGCACACCAUGGUGAUAAUCUUCGCGGACCGCGAGCCAGACAUGGGCUGCUCCAUCGGGGACGGGCGGUGCGGCGACCGGUGCGCCGGCGCCUCUGCCGGGUGGGUGUGGGCGCAGGGGAGCGGUUCGUCGACGGUGGCCGAGUGGGGGCUUGUCUGCGGCGAGCGGUACAAGGUCGGCCUCGCCCAGGCUGUCUUCUUCGCCGGCUGCAUGAUCGGCGCUGGCGUGUUCGGGCACCUGUCGGACUCGUUCCUGGGCCGGAAGGGGGCCCUCCAGGUGGUCUGCUUCCUCAACGCCGUCUUCGGCCUCCUCACUGCGCUCUCGCCAAACUACUGGGCAUACGCAUCUCUGCGCCUCCUCACUGGCUUCAGCACCGGCAGCGUCGGCAUAAGCUCGUUCGUCCUCGCGACGGAACCAAUAGGGCCCUCCCGCCGCGGCGCCGCCGGCAUGUCCACCUACUACUUUUACUCCGCCGGCAUGGCGGCCGUCGCUGGCGUCGCAGCGUUUUUCCAGUCUUCCUGGCGCCUCCUCUACGUCGCCACCUCCCUCCCGUCCCUGGUCUUCGCGCUUGCCGUCCUGCCGUCCUUGUCUGAGUCGCCGCGCUGGUACCUCGUGCGCCGGCGACCUGACGACGCCAUGCGCAUCCUCCGUGCCAUUGCGGCCGCUAACGGCAGGCGUAUACCGGAUGACGUCGGGCUCAAGAUUGACGACGAGGACGACGACACAGAAGACAAUGCCGGAAGGAAGGUCGAGGUGUCGGCAUCUUCAGGCACGGUCCUAGACGCGUUCAUGUCACGGACGACGCGGGCCAGGCUCGUGCUCUUGGUGUUCAUCUACUUGCUUUGCGCGGUAGUGUACUUCGGGUUGAGCCUAAACGUGGUCAACUUGAAGACCAACAUUUACAUCAGCGUGGUAGUGAACUCGCUCGCCGAGAUGCCCGCGUACCUGCUAACCGCGCUGCUCCUCCGCCGCUAUGGCCGGAAGCCGCUUGCCAUCGGCACGAUGCUUCUCAGUGGCGUCUCCUGCACCGUCGCCAGUCUCAUUGCCGGCGAAGGUGCAAUGAGUGUGUUGAGGAUGGCAUGCGGGGUGGUCGGGAUCUUCGGAAUGGCGGGGACAUACAAUCUGCUGAUUGUGUACGCAUCUGAGCUGUUCCCGACGGAGGUACGGAAUGCGGUGCUGGGGUGCACGUCGCAGGCGUCGCAGAUUGGGGCCAUAUUGGCACCCAUGGUGGUGGUGCUCGGGGAGCGGGUGCCUUUCGGGGUGUUCGGCGUGUCGGGGAUCAUUGGUGGACUGCUGGUGUUCUACCUCCCGGAGACAAUGAACAAGCCAUUGUACGACACCAUGGCCGGACUUGAGAAAGGGGAGCGAGCGGCAUCUGGGACCGAAGAUGAAGGUGCAUCGUAG